GCAGCCGCCGGCGGGGGGGAUCGGGGAGAGAGAGAGAGAGAGAUAGAGAGAGAUGGCGGAGGGGCAGGGCGGCGCCGGCGGCGCGGCGGGUGUCCGCGCGGAGGCCGAGUCCUCCUCCGAGCGGCGAACCCAGCCCGCCAUGUCGCGCGAGGACUGCGUCGCGGGCAUCCGUUCGGCGCUCAAACAUCCGACGGUGCGGUUCCUGAGGGAGCAGAUGGAGAAGGCCGGCUGUAAGGUCUUUCCGAGCCUCAUCCUGGCGACCAACUGCUCCAGCGCCGGCGGCUACGGCAGCGGGGAAGGGAUAAAAGUGUGCUGCAAUCACAUGACACUUCAAGAUGAGAUAAAUCAGGUUAUUAUUCAUGAAAUGAUUCAUGCUUAUGAUGACUGCGUUGGCAAGAAUAUGGACUGGAAGAAUUGUGCUCACCAUGCUUGCUCCGAGAUUCGAGCCAAUCACCUUAGUGGUGAUUGCCAUUACAAACGUGAAUUGUUGCGUGGUUUCAUGAAGAUAAGGGGUCAUGAGCAAGAUUGUGUCAGAAGGCGGGCUCUGAUGUCUCUCAAGAACAACCCAUACUGUUCCGAGGCCGCUGCAAAAGAUGCAAUUGAAGCUGUAUGGAAUAUAUGCUACAAUGACACGCGCCCAUUCGAUAGAGCUCCAUAGAGUCUUUUCACAAUUGAAAUACAGGAGCUACAUUUGUGUGCAUACAUGCAGGGAUAUUUUUUUAUUCCCUUAAAGAAAUUGUAUUUCAGCAAAAUGCAACAACAAAAUCCACGCAUGACUCUGAGCAUUGUGGUGAAUUAGUUAGUGUAAUUCGUUUCUUUUGUGUGUCAUGCUGUGACAAACUUUAUAAUAAGUUAAACAGAGAAUUUUUUUUUUCUGUGGCAAAA
Molecule: messenger RNA, 885 nt
Organism: Setaria italica (foxtail millet)
Lineage: Eukaryota; Viridiplantae; Streptophyta; Magnoliopsida; Poales; Poaceae
Product: mitochondrial inner membrane protease ATP23
Exons: 5
Coding region: 53-658 (201 amino acids)
Biological process (GO): mitochondrial protein processing; mitochondrial proton-transporting ATP synthase complex assembly
Cellular component (GO): extrinsic component of mitochondrial inner membrane
Molecular function (GO): metalloendopeptidase activity
Source: RefSeq, a predicted model, not a curated record